This is a messenger RNA of Macrobrachium nipponense, 1789 nucleotides long. RefSeq lists its product as uncharacterized. The transcript has 7 exons. The record is from RefSeq and is a predicted model, not a curated record. Lineage: Eukaryota; Metazoa; Arthropoda; Malacostraca; Decapoda; Palaemonidae. Bases 451 to 1623 code for a protein of 390 amino acids.
AUCAAGUGGCCUAAGAUGAGUCGGGGGCUCUGGUGGGCUCCUCUCACUCAGUGCCUUGGUGUUUGUGAGACGUGACAACUUGGCGAAAAGAAGACUCACUACUCGUUGCACUGCUUUUACCGAAGGAGAUGCUUUAUUAGCGUAACGCUCUCCAGGCUAGAAGUCUAACGGAACGCGGGGAAACCUCCUCUACCACUACGGCAGACUUCCCACAACAUACUGCAGGUAUCACGAUAAGAAAGAAGCAGAAACUAAUCAAAAAUUUGAAAAGAAAAGUGGAAAACGAACUUACUAGUCAGUAUGUUAAGACUGGAAAAUUAUCGAUCAUGUAAGAUGCAUAAAAGUAUGAAUGUUCAUCUUGACAAUCACUUAUAAAGUAAGUGUCCAUCUUGAAAAUUACUUGUAAUCACUUGAAUUUAUUUGUGACUGAAAUAUACUCGAUAAACAAUAAUGGAGCACUUGGAAGUGAUGCCAAUAAGCAUGCGAGUAGUGUGCUUGAAUGCGCCUUAUCUAAAAUCCUUGUGUGUAUUUGAAUCCCUCUCGCGUAGCUUGGGAUGUUACUACAACCAUCACAGACCUCAGGUUGUAUCCUGCUACACAACUGUACGGCUACCAGCCCCAAGGAUAGUAAAAGUGCGAGGUCACGCAUCACAUGCCCACACGCCGUGCGAUAUCCCAACUAUUCAAACAACAAUCCAGAUGGGAACAUAUCUCGCAUUCUACCUAAAAGACUGGUCUGAGAUUCACAAGUGUCAUCUGAUCAUCAAUGGGAUUGAAAAAGUAUCGAAAGCCAAAGCUCCGGUGCCACCAAACAUUCUUCUCGAGAGAAUCAUCGACAGCAAUCUUCCACCUUCAAACAUAGAUCAAGAGAAAAACUUCACAAACGAGAGCCUUAAUAAUUCUCAAGAGGGGACAAGAUUUAACAAAGACUUAUUAUCGAAUAACACUAACAAUGUGACUAUAGUGAAUGAAACGCUGCUCUCAAAUACCACUCAAGGGAUUGCCCGAGUUGCUGAACGACUGUUUUCCAGUGCUAGAAUCUCUGAAAAGGUAUUUAAUGCAAACACACUACCAAAGCCCAGACGAAUAAUAAAAAGCUUUCCUGAAAAGGACAGAAAUGCAUACACCACCACCAGUCACAAGCAUUCAAAUGCCACACAGAAUGGCAAAAUGCACUCGAUAGAUAACUAUCCAACAAAAUUGCAAGAAAAGGACAGAAAGAGCAACAACGAGAAGGAUAACAGGGAGAAACCAAAUACCAAUACUAUCCUCACUAUCAACAUGGAUCAGUCAGAGGAGAUAACGACUCUGCUCGAUGAUGACAACGACGACGACAGCGAAUACACUUCUGAUACAUCAGACGACCUUCAUAAGGUUGUGAGAAAACGCCUGUCAGUUGACAUAACGUCCCUUCUCCAUCCAUGUCCCGGAAACAAUAUUUUGGUAGUGCUUAUGAAGCCAGCAGAAGAAUCUCAAGCAUGGCAAUUCCUAUCUGCGUGCAUGAAAGUGACCCAUUUCAGUACAAAGGCAUUGGUAACACAAGGAUCUGGGACAAUCAAGAAAGCUCUAACCAGAACAAGGCCACUAUACUUCUCCAAAAAUGGGAAUGCACAAAGGCUAUGAUAGUGACCAUACUUAAAAACUAUUAUAAGGACAAAUCAUCUGACAAUUCACUUGUUUCGUAUUUCAGGACAAAUCAUCUGACAAUUCAUUUGUUUGUAUUUCAAAGUACCAAAGUGACUUAUCUAUAUUGUACAGUGCAAUAAUUAUAAAUAAAAAAUGCUAAUAA